Messenger RNA from Prunus dulcis (almond), 1779 nucleotides. Its product is annotated as putative endo-1,3(4)-beta-glucanase 2. Gene Ontology annotation, molecular function: endo-1,3(4)-beta-glucanase activity. NCBI's taxonomy places the organism in Eukaryota, Viridiplantae, Streptophyta, Magnoliopsida, Rosales, Rosaceae. The record is from RefSeq and is a predicted model, not a curated record.
AUGGCAAACAACCUCACUUCGGCUUUCACUUUUGCUCUCAUCCUCUGUGUUUCAGCCCUUUCACUAAUUCCACACACCACCUCAUUAUCAUCCUCAUUCCAAUUCCCUCCAAACCAAUCCACAAUCCUCCCUGACCCUUCAAGCUUCUUCUCUGCGAACCUCCUCUCCGCCCUUCUCCCCGCCAAUUCUUUUUUUCAGAACUUUGCUCUCAACAAUGGUGACAAACCAGAGUACUUCCACCCCUACAGCGUCCACUCAUCCUCCUCCUCUCUAUCUAUCUCCUACCCAUCUCUCUCCUCCACCUCUGCUUUCAUCUCCUAAACCUUUGUCCCUGACCUCACCAUCUCCGCCACCCAAACCCUAGCCAACUUAGCUACAGCAAAUAACAGCAGCCGUGUAAUCUCUGCCUUCACUGAUCUCAGUGUCACCUUGGACUUUCCCUCCUCCAACCUUCGUUUCUUCCUCGCUCGAGGAAGGCCCUAUGUCACCUGCAAUGUGUCUAGCCCCACUGCGUUUUCUAUCUCAACCAUUCACGCAAUCCUCGAAUCCUAUUCGAGCAACUCAAAGACCAAGUUCACCGUCCAGCUUGACAUCAAUCAAACAUGGGUUAUGUACACCUCCUCCCCAGCUAAUUUGACUAGAAGCAGCCCAUCAACCUUAACUUUUGAUGGCUAUUCUGGGAAUAUUCGGAUUGCAUUGGUGCCGGGUUCUGAUCCAAAAUACGUGGCAAUCCUUGACCGGUUUAGUUCUGCUUACCCCGUUUCUGGUGAAGCUGUGUUCACAAAGCCAUUCACUCUGGAAUAUAAAUGGGAAAAGUAUGGACGGGGAGAUUUGCUUAUGCUAGCUCAUCCUCUCCAUCUUCACCUUCUGUCUAAUGCUACUGUUUUGGAGGAUUUCAAGUACAAGAGUAUUGAUGGCGAUCUGGUGGGCAUCGUUAGCGAUUUGUGGGAGUUGAAAUCUCAUAAUAUAUCAGUCACUUGGCAUUCAAUCGGAGGUGUAAAACAAGCCUCAUACCCUGAAAUUGUUUAUGCGCUUUGUCGCGAUGUUAGGUCGACGCCAAUAACAACUGAAUCUUCAUACUUUUAUGGGAAAUUGGUUGCCAGAGCAGCAAGGUUGGCUUUGAUUGCAGAGGAGGUGGAUUGUCUUGAUGAAUACUUGGCGGACGCCAUUGAGGCAUGGUUGGAUGGUACUUUUAGUGGGAAUGCUUUUUUGUAUGAUCCUAAAUGGGGUGGACUUGUCACCCAACAAGGAUCAACCGAUCGCAGGGCAGAUUUUGGGUUUAGAGUUUAUAAUGAUCACCAUUAUCAUCUUGGAUAUUUUGUUUAUGGUAUUUCAGUGCUUGCAAAGAUUGAUCGUGCAUGGGGGAGCAAAUACAAGCCUCAAGCUUACUCUCUUGCAGCAGAUUUCAUCAACAUGGGCAACCAAUCGAAUUCAAACUAUCCGCGGUUGAGAUGCUUUGAUCUGUACAAACUACACUCAUGGGCUGGAGGACUAGCUGAAUUUGGAGAUGGAAGGGACCAAGAGAGCACAAGUGAGGCAGUGAAUGCUUACCACUCAGCUGCAUUGAUGGGCUUAGCUUAUGGAGACUGUAUUUAUAGUGGCUUUGGAGAGGUUGGUGGGGUUGGUGUAGUUGGUGCGGUUGGUGUAUUUAGUGCGGUUGGUGUGGUUGGUGGGGUUGGUGUAUUUAGGAGUUAUCGAUUAACCAAAUCCCUAAUUAUCCGUUGGGCUGGUCCUAACCACAAAUGCCCCCCAGCUUCUGGGCUGCGUGGUGGCAUGUAG